Pichia kudriavzevii is the source of this 1338-nucleotide messenger RNA. RefSeq lists its product as uncharacterized. NCBI's taxonomy places the organism in Eukaryota, Fungi, Ascomycota, Pichiomycetes, Pichiales, Pichiaceae. The coding region runs from base 1 to 1338 and encodes 445 amino acids. The transcript has a single exon. The record is from RefSeq and is a predicted model, not a curated record. Gene Ontology annotation, cellular component: cytoplasm. Gene Ontology annotation, molecular function: 2-oxoglutarate-dependent dioxygenase activity.
AUGAAAACAAGCAAGUAUAUAAUGGCCGCUAAAACAGAAACAGUUCAGGGACAUAACAACGAGACUUUAGAAGUUGUCAACGAUAUCCCUAUUGAUAAACAAAUUGAAGAGUUAAUCAGAUCCCAUAAAGAGUUAAGCAUCACAAGGUCAUCCAUUGUUAAGUUUAACUACACUGGUGGUGCUGAUCCUGAAGGAUUAAAACUACUCCCUGAGUCUUCAAGAAGGAGAAUUGAAGAAGAUGGUCUUGACGUCUCCCAAGGUUAUCCAGAGAUUCCACCAAGGUCUGAAAUCCCAAUUUUCGUUGAUGAAGCUUAUGCUAUAAGAGCUGAAGAUGCGCCUUUUGUCGAAAGGGGUAAGAAUGCAGAUCCGGAGAAAAAGGCCCUAUUUGGUGCUGCCAAAGAAGUGAUCCACUUGACCAAAAAUGUUGGUACUGAAAUUGUCGGUUUGCAACUUGCAGACUUGACUGACCAACAGAAGGAUGAGUUGGCUCUUCUUGUUGCAGAGAGAGUCGUUGUUUUUUUCAGAGACCAAAAACUUCCACCUACUAAACAACAUGAAUUGGGUAAGUACUUGGGUAACAUUGAAUAUCAUGCUCAAGUUCCCCAUGUUACUGGUUUACCGGGAGCAACUGUUAUCUGGAACGACUACCUUAACAAAAAGGGAUCUAAAUUGAACUACGCUAAUGCAAACUUGGCAAACUGGGAUGUCUUACGGAACCCAGGUUAUGGUAACCAAGUUUGGCACACUGAUUUGGUCCACGAGCAUCAGCCUGCUGGUUAUACCCACUUACAUUUAGAUGCGGUUCCCUCUACUGGUGGAGAUACGAUCUGGGCAUCUGGUUAUGGUGCUUAUGACAAACUAUCUGAUGAAUUUAAGAAGUUUUUGGACGGCAAAAAGGCGGUUUUUCUUUCUGCCCACACCUACCUAGACAGAAACGACCCAUUGGGUGGUCCUAAGAGAGUUGAAAGAAUUCACCCAUUGGUUAGAACACAUCCUGCAACAGGUUGGAAAUCCUUGUUUGUUAACAGGGGGCUAACUAAGAGAAUAAUUGGUGUUUCUCCAGUCGAAUCAGACCUUAUCCUAAAUUACUUGUUUGACGUUUAUGAGAAAAAUGCAGACAUUCAAGUAAGAUUCAAAUGGACACCAACAAAACAAGGUUAUGGAACAUCUGCUAUCUGGGAUAAUAGAAUCUCUCAGCAUAGGGCAGUUUGGGACCACGAAGGUGAGGAGCCAAGACAUGGUACUAGAGUUACCUCUUUGGCGGAAAUUCCAUUUUUUGAUCCGGAAUCAAAAUCUCAAAGAGAAGCAUUGGGCAAACCAAUUCAUAAAUGGGAUUAA